AUGAAUAGUGUUUGCACAGGUACCGGGUUAUUACGUAUUCUGCUAGAUAUUCAUCCAAUGGUACGAUGUGGUCCAGAGCCAAUAGUUACAAGAGAAAUUUUGUCCAUCAGGAAAAAGACUGCAUCUCGAAAAGCCAUGCUCUCACAAUCUGGCAUCUCGCAAAAUAUACUAGACGAUGCAAUUGCUGGUUUCAUUGCAUCCAUACUGAAGAAUAUGGGACCACCUGCUGAGAGACUAUGUCACAAAGAUCCUUCAUCUUACAUAUUUCUAAGAGAUUUGAGUGAAUUAUUUCCGAAAGCUAAGUUUAUUCAUGCAAUACGUGAUGGAAGAGGAGCUAUAAUGUCCACAAUAGUACGUAAAAUACAUCCAGCUUACAAGUCGAAUGAAAUUCCUCAAGCACUUAAACAUUGGGAAAACUUUACAUCAAAAGUAGUAAACGACUGCAAAUACAUUGGACGUAAUCGAUGUAUGACUGUACGUUAUGAGUGUCUUGUCUUAAAUCCAAAGAGAGAAAUUCAAAAAAUCCUCGAUUUUCUGGAUCUUCCAUGGGAUGAUAGACUAUUGAAUCAUGAAAAGUUUGUCAAUAAUACCUCCAUGCUAAAUAAAUAUGAAGCCAGUUCUGUUCAAGUUGUUAAACCUAUACACAGAGAAUCCUUAGAUGCUUGGGCUAAAGAAAAUUCAAUCAUACCCAAACACCUUAUUACAACUUUGCAUAAGAAUAGUAGUCUAUUGACUAAACUGAAAUAUACAUAUCCUCCAAAUUAUGAAAAACUAUGUGAAGUUGAAUUAGAAUUGUAAACAAACAGAAGCAAACAGAAAUAUUCACUAUUAUUCAUAUUCAUAUUCAUAAAGAACAGCUUGACUAUAUUUUGUUCGCC
Schistosoma turkestanicum is the source of this 878-nucleotide messenger RNA. The record is from the annotation of a GenBank genome assembly. Lineage: Eukaryota; Metazoa; Platyhelminthes; Trematoda; Strigeidida; Schistosomatidae.